Molecule: messenger RNA, 2529 nt
Organism: Ylistrum balloti
Lineage: Eukaryota; Metazoa; Mollusca; Bivalvia; Pectinida; Pectinidae
Product: vacuolar protein sorting-associated protein 11 homolog
Exons: 25
Coding region: 22-2529 (835 amino acids)
Biological process (GO): endosome organization; vesicle-mediated transport; vacuole organization
Cellular component (GO): HOPS complex; endosome
Molecular function (GO): protein binding; protein-macromolecule adaptor activity
Source: RefSeq, a predicted model, not a curated record
GGUAAAGGCCACUAGACCGGAAUGGCUCUACUGCAGUGGAGAAGAUUCAAUUUCUUUGACAAGGAGACUGUUAAAGAUCCUGAUACUGGCCAGGUGUUUGAUAAACUGAAGGAUGUGAAUGUAUCUGCUUGUGUGAGUGGACAUGGUCAGUUAAUUAUUGGUGACCAUGAAGGGUUUCUGUACCUGGUCAGCAGGCAACUUAAACUUAGUGUGUUUAAGGCCUAUGAGAUCAGAGUGUCUCACCUUUUUCAGCUUCGACAACACAAUCUGUUGGUAUCAGUCGGGGAAGAUGAGCAAGGUGUCAAUCCUCUUAUCAAGGUCUGGAACUUGGACAAGAUUGAGAAAGGUGCCCCUGUGUGUACAAGAAUAACAAGAGCUAUUCCUGGAAAUAAACCUACCCCAGUCACAUGUCUAACUGUCCAUGAGAACCUGGCCUGGAUGGCUGUAGGAUUUGAGAAUGGAAGUGUGGUGCUUUUCAAGGGGGAUGUCACUAAAGACAGACACACCAAAACAAGAAUUGUAUAUGAAAAUCCAAAACCUGUUACUGGAUUGGCAUUCAAGACAUCUGGAUCUAAAACUAUAUUCUUAUUUGUAGUAACAGAAUCUCAGGUUGUUUCUAUAACAAUCUCCGGCAAACAGGAUCAAAAGAGCACGGUUGAACACUUUGGUGCAUCGCUUCAUUGUACAGUGAUGAGUGACCACACUCAAGACCACCAGCUAGUUAUGGGUAGACAGGACGCAGUUUAUUUUUACCAGCCAGAUGGACGAGGUCCCUGUUUGGCGUUUGAAGGGGAAAAGCUUCACCUACAGUGGUUCAGAGGGUAUCUUAUAGUGGUUGGAAAGGAAAACAAAGCUCUUCUUCGUACUGCGGUACUGGGAGGACAGAGCUUGGAGAUGAACAUUGUGACUGUGUACGAUAUCCAGAAUAAAUUUAUUGCUUAUUCAGCACCCUAUCCUGAUGUGAUUGGAGUCAUGUGUGAGUGGGGCAGUGUCUAUCUAUUGGGCGGAGAUAGAAAGCUUUAUCAACUUCAGGAGAAGGAUACUCAGACCAAACUAGAAAUGUUAUUCAAGAAAAACAAUUAUCAAUUAGCCAUCAGCCUUGCUCAAAGUCAACAAUAUGAUGAUGAUGGUCUGAUCGACAUCUUCACACAGUACGGAGACCACCUCUAUAGCAAGGGUGACCAUGACGGAGCAAUUGAUCAAUAUAUCAAAACGAUUGGCAAGCUGGAGGCUUCAUACGUCAUCAGAAAAUUCCUUGAUGCCCAGAGGAUACAUAACCUGACCAAAUAUCUACAAGCAUUACAUAAAGCUCAGCGGGCCACAGAGGAACACACCACACUUCUACUCAACUGUUACACUAAACUCAAGGACGUUAGUAAACUCGACGAGUUCAUUAUGACAAAGGAUCGGGAAGUAGAUUUUGAUGUUGAGACAGCCAUUCGUGUGUGUAGACAGGCGAGCUAUUACACCCAUGCUCUCAUCCUGGCGGAGAAACAUGCUAAACACCCCUGGUACCUACGUGUACAGUUAGAGGACAGUAAGAAUUACCAAAAGGCGCUCGAGUACAUCGGCAAACUGGAGUUUGAUGAGGCUGAGGAAAAUCUGAAAAAAUAUGGCAAAGUACUGAUGUCAGAAGUUCCGCGCCAGACAACCGAGCUACUGAAACGACUGUGUACAGACUAUAGGCCUGCAGAUAAACCAUUGGUGGAUCAGAUGAACAUGGAAGGUGGAGUAGCUAGGAUACAGAAAGCGAGUGCUGAAGAAUUUAUCCACAUCUUUGUUAAUAACUCGCCAAAACUUACAGAGUUCCUGGAGCACAUGAUCAAGGUACAGCCAAACUCCCCGAGUCUACUGUACAACACCUUACUGGAGCUGUAUCUUCACGAAUAUGUACACGAGAGAGACAUUUCUGUAAAAACAGAGAAGGUGAGAAGAACUGAGGAGCUACUAAAGAAUCCGGAUGCACGAUAUGACCUUGACCAGGCCCUUGUUCUAUGUCAGAUGAACAAUUUCAAAGCUGGAAUACUCUACCUGUAUGAAAAGGCUCAUUUAUAUCAGCAAAUUCUUCAGUACCACAUGGAACAUGAUGAUUUUGUCCAUGUAAUUGAUACUUGUAAAAAGUUUGGGGGACAAGACUCCAACCUUUGGGUACAGGCCUUGUCAUACUUUGCCAGGAAAGAAGACAACUGUAAAUCACAGCUGAUGGAGGUCUUGUCUCAUAUUGACAAGAAGAACUUAUUACCUCCCUUGCUGGUAAUACAAAGUCUGGCUCAUAACUCUACAGCGACCUUGUCAGUUGUCAAGGAUUAUAUCAUCAGACGACUUCAGCUGGAGAAUGACCAAAUCGCCGAAGACGAACGACUUAUUAAACAGUACCGUGAGGACACAGAGAAAAAACGAGCUCAGAUUGAGGAGAUGAAAACUACAGCAAAAAUAUUCCAGGCGUCUAAGUGUAACAUAUGUAACCAUCCUCUAGAACUACCCUCUGUACACUUCCUGUGUGAACCUCAUUCCUACCAUCAACAGUAA